This is a messenger RNA of Sipha flava (yellow sugarcane aphid), 3779 nucleotides long. RefSeq names its product protein flightless-1 (gene fliI). NCBI's taxonomy places the organism in Eukaryota, Metazoa, Arthropoda, Insecta, Hemiptera, Aphididae. The record is from RefSeq and is a predicted model, not a curated record. Gene Ontology annotation, biological process: actin filament severing; actin polymerization or depolymerization; myofibril assembly. Gene Ontology annotation, cellular component: actin cytoskeleton; cytoplasm; nucleus. Bases 1 to 3729 code for a protein of 1242 amino acids. The transcript is spliced from 21 exons. Gene Ontology annotation, molecular function: actin filament binding; phosphatidylinositol-4,5-bisphosphate binding.
AUGGCUAAUACCGGUGUAUUACCUUUUGUACGAGGUAUAGAUUUUAGCUAUAAUGAUUUUGCAGUAUCGAAAUUUCCUUCUGCAGUUAUGUCAAUGUCUAGUGUACAAUGGCUUAACUUAAAUAGAGUAAAAUUACAUGAGAUUCCAGAAGAAAUUGGAAAACUAGGAAAAUUAGAACAUUUAUCAAUUGCACAUAACAACAUUGAAAGGUUAUACGGAGAACUUACAGAGCUAUCUUCAUUGAGGUCAUUAAUUGCUCGUCAUAAUUGCAUCAAAAGUUCUGGUAUACCACAAGAACUUUUUUGCAACUCUCAAAGUUCAACUGAAUUGACAACAUUAGAUUUAAGUCAUAAUCGAUUAACAAGAAUACCUGAUGGUUUAGAAUCUUCUUCUAGUCUACUAGUUCUGAAUUUAUCUCAUAAUAGGAUCAGUUCUAUUCCUAAUCAAUUAUUUGUUCAUCUGACAGAUUUGUUGUCAUUAGAUUUAAGCAAUAAUGAGUUACAAACACUUCCUCCACAAAUGAGGAGAUUAACAAAUCUGCAAACAUUAAUGUUAAAUCAUAACCCAUUAGAUCACUUUCAGUUAAGACAAUUGCCAUCUAUGAAAAACUUGACAACAUUACAUAUGCGUAAUACUCAUCGGAAUUUAACUAAUAUGCCUCCGAGUCUUGAAACAUUAACAUCUUUAACUGAUUUGGAUUUGAGUGGUAAUCAACUACCUAAAGUACCAGAUGCACUUUAUACUUUGACUAAUUUAAAAAGAUUAAAUCUGUCAUCAAAUCUUAUUAUAGAACUUUCAUUGGCAUUAGAAGUUUGGCAGGAACUUGAAGUUCUUCAAUUAUCUGAUAAUGAAUUAACAUCAUUACCGGCUUCUCUUUGUAAACUAUCAUCUCUUAAACGAUUAUAUGUAAACUAUAAUAAGCUUGACUUUGAUGGUAUACCAUCAGGAAUUGGUAAAUUAUCUGCAAUGGAAGUUUUUUCAGCUUGUGGAAAUCUUUUAGAAAUGAUUCCAGAAGGUUUGUGUAGGUGUGGUAGUCUAAAAAAACUUUUAUUGGGUUCCAAUAAAUUAAUUACGUUACCUGACACAAUCCACUUAUUAAAAGAUAUAGAAGUACUAGAUUUAAGUAAUAAUCCAGAUUUAAUAAUGCCACCUAAACCUACUAAUAUGGCAACUGAUGGAUUGCAAUUUUAUAAUAUUGAUUUUUCUUUACAAAAUCAAUUAAGACUUGCUGGAGCUGUAGUCCCAAAUUCAAUUCAACCAUCUCAAGCAUCCAGCCGUGAUCCAAUUGCACGUAAAUUAAGAUUACGGAGAAGUAAAAGAGAUCACGAAGAAGAAAAACAAGCUAAGAUUCUAAAAGGUAUGCAAGACAUAGCAAAUGAUAAGAAUAAUGAAACAUUUGACGAAUGUAUAAAAGCAGAGUCAUUAAAACCUAAAAGAUGGGAUGAAGGAUUAGAAAAACCUGCAGUUGAUUAUGGUGAAUUAUUUGAAGAAGGGACUGGUACACUUCCAGGUCUUAGUGUUUGGGAAAUUGAAAAUUUUUUACCAAACUUAGUUGAUGAAGUAACUUAUGGAAAAUUAUACAGAGGAGAUUGUUAUAUUGUACUACAUACCACUGUUAAUGAAACAUCAGAUAGUUUAUGUUGGAAAAUUUAUUUCUGGAUUGGUGAUAAUGCUUCUCUCGAUAAAAGAGCAUGUGCUGCUAUUCAUGCUGUUAAUUUGAGAAAUUUUUUGGGAGCUGAAUGUAGAACUAUUCGUGAAGAAUUAGGUGAAGAAUCUGAAGAAUUUUUGUCAUUAUUUGAUUCACCAUUGGUUUAUAUUGAUGGAGGUCGUACAGCUAGUGGAUUUUAUACAGUUGAAGAUAUUACUUAUGUUACUCGCAUGUAUAGAGUUCAUGCUCAAGGAACUUCAGUUCAUUUAGAACCAGUCAAAUUAUGUUUCACAUCUUUAGAUAUUGGAUUUGUGUUUAUUUUGGAUGCAGGCUUAUUAAUUUUUUUAUGGCAAGGUAUUAAAGCAAAAAACACUCUUAAAUCAAAAGCGAGAUUGUUGGCAGAAAAAAUUAAUAAAAAUGAGAGGAAAAAUAAUGCCGAAAUCUUAAUUGAAGAAUUUGGUGAAGAAAGUAAAGAAUUUCGUGAUUUGUUAAACAUGAGUAAUACAUUUGAUUCUUUUGUUGAUGUUCAGGAUAAUGUGAAUGAGAAUUUUGAACCUCCACGUCCUUGUUUAUAUCAAGUAAAAUUAGGUAUGGGUUACUUAGAAUUGCCUCAAGUUGAAAUUUUACACAAUACAUUAGAACAUUCACUUUUAAAUUCUAAAAAUGUAUAUAUUCUUGACUCAUCUACAGAUUUAUAUGUUUGGUUUGGAAAAAAGUCAACUAGGUUAGUUAGAGCAGCUGCUGUCAAGUUAUCUCAAGAAUUAUUCGCAAUGAUUGAACGUCCAGAUUAUGCAUUAACAAUGCGAAUUCAAGAAGGGACAGAACCUCAAAUAUUUAAGAUAAGAUUUAUUGGAUGGGAAGAAGUUAUUGCUGUUGAUUUCACUCGAACUGCUGAGUCUGUUCAAAAAACUGGCGCUGAUUUAACUAAAUGGGCUAUGAAACAAGAAACCAAACAUGAUUUAGCGGCAUUAUUUACUCCUCGUCAGCCACCAAUGUUGUUUAAUGAAGCGAUACAACUGAUGCAAGAUUGGAAUGAUGAUUUAGAUCAAAUGGAAUCUUUUGUUUUGGAAGGGAAGAAGUUUGUAAGAUUACCAGAAGAUGAAUUGGGACAAUUUUUCAGCAAAGAUUGUUAUGUAUUCUUGUGCCGUUAUUGGGUACCUAUUGAUGACGAAGAGGGUAAUGAAGAUGUAUCAGAUGGUCAACCUGAAGAUUUUCAAUGUAUUGUUUAUUUCUGGCAAGGACGGGAUGCCUCCAAUAUGGGCUGGCUGACAUUUACUUUUAGUUUAGAAAAACAAUUUAAAGCAAUGCUUGGAGAAAAAUUAGAAGUAAUUCGCACUCAUCAACAGCAAGAAAAUAUAAAAUUUUUAUCCCAUUUUAAAAGAAAAUUUGUUAUACAUUCCGGUAAAAGAAAAGAAAAACCACCACCAGUUCAGUUAUAUCAUUUGAGAUCAAAUGGGAGUGCACUCUAUUCACGUCUUAUUGAGAUUAAACCAGAUGCAAGAAAUCUGAAUUCAGCAUUUUGUUAUAUAUUAAAAGUGAAAUUUGAUCAAGAAGAUACCAAUGGAAUUGUAUAUUUAUGGGUUGGUUCAAAAACUGAACAAGAAGAUAUAAAACUGGCAGAAGAAAUUGCUGAUGAUAUGUUUAAUGAUGCAUGGACCAGUUUACAAGUUAUUAACGAAGGAGAAGAACCUAAUAACUUUUUCUGGGUAGCAUUAGGCGGAGAAAAACCAUAUGAACAAGAUGCUGAAUAUAUGCAAUUUACAAGACUAUUUCGAUGCUCAAAUGAAAAAGGAUACUUCACUAUAUCAGAAAAAUGUUCAGAUUUUUGUCAGGAUGAUUUAGCUGAUGAUGAUAUAAUGAUUCUGGACAACGGAGAGCAAGUAUUUUUAUGGCUCGGUGCUAGAAGUAGUGAAGUGGAAUUAAAAUUAGCCUAUAAGUCUGCUCAAGUUUAUAUACAACAUUUAAGAGUUAAACAACCAGAAAAACCACGAAAAUUAAUGUUAGCAUUGAAAAAUAAAGAAUCACGAAGAUUUACCAAAUGUUUUCAUGGUUGGAGUUCACAUAAAAAGACACCAGAAUAGUAUAUAGAAAUCUAAUGUUAUUAAUAUUAAAAUAAGUAGAUUAUAAAAUA